GUUUAAAUUUACAUGGAAUUGCAUUCCCAUGUUGUUGAACCCAUCUUCCAAGUUGUUAAUGCCCCAUUAGCUUCUCUAAGCUUGAAAACACAUGGGCAACGUUAGGGUUUUAGCUUUCUAUAUCACAAUAUGCUGCAUAGCAUUCAUUGUGUCCAAGGUCAUCAUUUCAUUUCUCCUCUACCAGAGAUGGAAGAGAAAGCACAGCAUUUUCCAGGACAGCAUAUCAGUUGGGAAGAUGGUGAUUUUCAGGUCAGAGUUGAUGCGAUGGCUGACAGAGGAUGUGUUUCUGAAGAAGACGAUGAAGCUGACAAAUAAGGAUAUACUGGGAUCAGGAGGGUAUGGGACGGUGUACAAGCUCACGGUGAAUGAGUCGAUUGCAUUUGCAGUAAAGAGAUUGAAUAGGGGGAGUGAGGAUAGAGACAAGGGGUUUGAGAGAGAGUUGAAAGCAAUGGGAGAUAUCAAGCAUAGGAAUAUUGUAACUCUUCAUGGCUACUUCAGAUCGCCUCAGUACAAUCUUCUUAUAUAUGAGCUAAUGCCAAAUGGAAGUUUAGAUGCAUUACUUCAUGGAAAAUCAAACAACAAGAUGACUCUGGACUGGCAUUCGAGAUACAAAAUAGCAGUGGGUGCAGCACGGGGCAUAUCGUAUCUUCACCAUGACUGUAUCCCUCACAUAAUUCAUAGAGAUAUCAAAUCCAGCAAUAUACUGCUUGAUGAUAAUAUGGAAGCUCGAGUUUCAGAUUUUGGACUAGCCACAUUAAUGGAACCAGAUAGGACUCAUGUUUCCACAAUUGUGGCUGGGACCUUUGGGUAUUUGGCUCCAGAGUAUUAUGAAACAGGUAGAGCAACAGCUAAAGGGGAUGUUUACAGCUUUGGGGUUGUUUUGCUUGAGCUCCUAACAGGUAAAAGACCGAUGGAUGAGACGUUCAUUGAGGAAGGGACUAAACUGGUGACCUGGGUGAAAGCAGUUGUUGAUGAGAAGAGGGAAGAGCAAGCAAUUGAUUGUAAUUUAGAUUCAUGUCCCGUGGAAGAAGUCAACCAAGUAUUCUGUGUUGCACUAACAUGCCUAGAAUCCGAGCCAUCAAAGCGACCAACCAUGGCUGAGGUUCUCAAGAUGCUUGAGGAGAUAAAAUCAAAUAAACAUGUUUCCUAAUGUAACACUUGCAUUGCAUCAUGCUCUUGACAACAAAAAGCUAUCGAGACAAAAGCUCUCAUUAUCCUCAAAAACAAUGAACUUACCUAGUUAUAGUAUAAAAAAGGGAUGCAACCACCCACUCCACACACUUUAAAAUUUGAAAAUAAUUCAGAAGUUUGCAAAUAAUUUUAUUUUGCAUGGUGUUA
This is a messenger RNA of Vitis riparia (riverbank grape), 1338 nucleotides long. RefSeq names its product receptor-like serine/threonine-protein kinase At1g78530. The transcript is spliced from 5 exons. Gene Ontology annotation, molecular function: ATP binding; protein kinase activity. Gene Ontology annotation, biological process: protein phosphorylation. Lineage: Eukaryota; Viridiplantae; Streptophyta; Magnoliopsida; Vitales; Vitaceae. The record is from RefSeq and is a predicted model, not a curated record. Bases 92 to 1150 code for a protein of 352 amino acids.